GUAUGUCGACCUGAUCAACUUUGCAGAAACACACGUGGCAGUUAUAAGUGCAUCGACAUUUGUCCCAUUGGAUUUACAAAGGCUGAAAAUGGAUCUUGUGUAGAUAUUGAUGAGUGCAAGGAGUCUUCACAUCGUUGUAAAAAAUCAAAUAUGCGAAAACACACAUGGAAGUUAUCUGUGUGUUUGUCCUCGUGGAUUCAAGUCUGAAGGCCCUGGAAAGCCAUGCAAAGAUGUAGAUGAAUGUGAAAAGCAAGAUGUGUGUCAACAUGAAUGCAGAAAUGUUCUUGGAAGUUAUCAGUGCUUGUGUCCUACUGGUUACCAGCUCAUGGUCAAUGAAAAAACAUGUCAAGAUAUAGAUGAGUGCCUGGUCCACAACAUACAGUGUGGGGUAAAUCAGAUGUGCUUCAACAUGAGAGGAAGCCACCAAUGCAUAGAUACCCCUUGUCCUCCUAACUAUGUGCGCGACUCUUCUGGGUAUUGUUUGAAAAAUUGCGCAGCAAAUGAUCUGGAGUGUGCUCUUAGCCCAUAUGCCUUGCAAUACAAGUUGGUUUCACUUCCAUUUGGCAUCACUGCUAACCAGGACUUAAUUCGUUUGGUUGCCUAUACACAAGAUGGCAUAUUACAUCCAAGAACAACUUUUCUGAUUACCGAUGAAGAUUCUACACUGCCAUUUUCUAUAAGAGAAGAAAACAUGAAGGGUGUAGUAUUUACCAACAGACCACUUAAAGAACCAGAAACCUAUAGAAUGAAAGUGAGAGCCUUAUCAUACAGCACAGAUCGCACCAUUGAAUAUCAGACU
Staurois parvus is the source of this 799-nucleotide messenger RNA. Lineage: Eukaryota; Metazoa; Chordata; Amphibia; Anura; Ranidae. The record is from the annotation of a GenBank genome assembly.